Molecule: messenger RNA, 5353 nt
Organism: Porites lobata
Lineage: Eukaryota; Metazoa; Cnidaria; Anthozoa; Scleractinia; Poritidae
Source: the annotation of a GenBank genome assembly
AUGGCUUCCUGGUUUGCUACCGUAACAAACGAAAAGAUUUCACAAAUAAACGAAGAAGCUGCUCCCGACAACACGAAGAAGGUGACAAAAGUCGAUUUGGCAGUUUUUACAGGUAAAGCUUCUCUGUUUAACCUAAACUUAUCGAACCAGUGAAAAAGUUUUUUUUUUGCUGAAAACUAAAAUACAAUAUUAAUAUUAAAACAGUAAAUCUAAAUCAAAUGGUCUUUUAAACAGAAUGGUUCCAAAUACAGAAGAAUUCACAAUUCGUGGUCGGACUCUGCCUCAGGAGCUUGAGAUGAACUGCUUACGGUUCGCAAGCCAGUCGAAGAUGAUGGCGGUUAAGACCCUGAAUUAUGGGCCGAUACAAUGGGUAACUGAAACAGCAGUAUCCAAGAUAUGGAGUGCAACAAAUAACAUCAUUAUCAAUGUCUUGGGAGGAUUGUCUCGACAUUUAAAAGUCAUGAUGAAGGAGCUGGUGGGGAUGAAGAACAAGUGCAUGAAGAGAUUUGAUGCAAUAUUAUUAUUACGUUUGUCUAGUAAUAGUUGACACUACAGCUGCCCCAACUCUGUAUAUGGUCGGGUGAAAAGUAUUCUUGCUCGUUGUGUAGCUCUUUGAAAUAUACCGAUUCAUAAUGAAGAUUUUCACCCAUAUUCCGUACAAUAUGUGAGAUAAAUACAGGAAACGCAAGGUUCCAUGUACAGUUUCCCUUCGAUUUCCACAGCUUUAAUAAAAAAAAUUCUCAGUUUCGAGAAUAGUUUAUUCUAAACCGUAAGAAAAGAUUUAAUUUGGCAAGGUUUCCAAACAAAGAUUUUUGAACUCGUGUCUGGAAAACUCUCCAAGAGUUUAAAUAUACAUGUACACACUGUUAUACGCACCUCAUAACUUCAUCUCCGCUUAACGAGUGUCUUUUGGUCCAUAACUUUCAAAAAAACGGCUCCACAGAAUGUCACUGAUAGCACGUAACGCAAAAGGGUAUCGAAGUAUGAUUGCACAAUAAAUGUCACAAAAUCUGCUUAAGCGGUUCCUUCGAGAUUUUCUGCCUUUCCGUCAUCCUAACCGCAACGCAAACAAUAGAGACGUCAUCAUUACCUACCGAUUCCUCGCGGCCCCUGUUCAAGCAAAUCGAGAUUUUUUUCUGGCAUACUGACUGCAUAUUUCAACUGUAAGUACUUUCCCUAAUAUACGCGCGAGUUACUAGAGUAGCUCCUCGGAAUUUCGCCUUCUGGGGGAAAUCCCUGCAGGGGACAAUAAUUAUUUUAAAUUAUCAAAUGAUUUGAAUAGUCUAAUAAUUUUGAUUUGUGGUGGUAAUUCCUGUAGACAUAUUUUAUUCUAAAGCCCUGGCAAAGUUGAGAGUGCAAGAAGAAAGGCACUCAGAGUAAAUAAAUAUAACGUACAAUGAAAAAAGGCGGAGGAACAGAGGUGGAGGGUCGAACUCACAGUGGGCGUAUCAGGCUAAAGACAUAUAGGAGGACGAAAACGAGGAAAAAGUCCUACAUCCUAUAUUACUUGUGGAUGUAGGGGAGAGGUCCGAGUGUCAGCCCUCACAUUAUGUUUAGGUCAAAAUAAAACCCAAAGUAAAAUUUCGAGGCUAGCCGCCACCCCACCCCUCAGAUUUUGGGUUUUGAAUGAGCGGGGCCCCUAACAUGUUUGAAGAUCUGAAACCGAUACUGUAUACCCUACCCACCAGACUGCCCUACCCCUAGUGAAAGAGUAGGCUUUGUACCAAACGAUCAAACUAGCACUUGUGUAUACUCAAGUUUUCAGGUUAAUAUAAUUCCGUCUUUCGUCUUUUCCGACCGAGCUUGUGAUAUUGACUUUUGAUGAAUGAUUAUCAAGCUUUGACUCUUAGGCACGUUUCAAACGUUGCACUACUGCCGUGCCGAACUCAAUUCAUAAAUUAUAAAUACAUUAGAAUGCAUUUAAAAGUUUGCUAAAUCUUUUCUUUAUUUUUGUGUUUUCUUUUCGGCAACAGCCGUUCUAUUCGCCUGAAUUAAAUUUGGCGUCUGAAACCAAGUCGUGCUAGUGUCGUUCUGCAGUCGAGCCAGCUUAGCACGGCAGUAGCACGACGUUUGAAAGAGGCCUUACUUGAAUUCAGGCUGCCCAACACCCUUUAUAGCAAUAAGCUAGGCAUUCACAGACGUAAUGUCCACCCUCUGUUUAGUGUUCCAAAACAAUGAAACAGCGACCAUUUUGGGGUUCCAAACCAGCUGUGGGUCAAGUAAGUGAAAAAGCUCAUUCUAUUUGUUGAAAGUGAUUAAUGUGUGACAGGGAGUCAUUAAAAAUUCUAAUCGUUGGCGAUAACUUUUGUUCAAUUCGACACAGCAAUAUAAAUUAUUUUUUUGUUGACUCUUAAUUAAAAUAGGCUGAUUGAAAUAAAACUUCACAAGCGCCUUAUAAUUCUGUCCUCCAAAGGUAAAUGAACGAUCACCAUCAGUUCCGUUAUAAUAUUACUGAACAGUAAUAUUCUUGCUUUCUCUAUCUUGAACUUAGUAUUGUCCCAGAAGACAGCCCAUCUUAAAUGUAUGCUUUCGUGUCCUAGAAUCACCUUCGCGCCUGUCAGACUUUCAUUUGUCUUAAAGUACAUACUCAUUCAAAAAGUGCUCUAGUAUCUGAAAACGUAGUCACUCUCUGCUAUACCCCGAAUGAAUUAAUAUUUGACUUCAGUUCUCGCGCAGUUUACAUAACGUGCUUCAAACCAGGUUAAUUAUUUUUUUAAUUAAUUUAUUCAGUUCAUUCUCUCACCCACUGAAAUUGUAAAAGUUUCCAAAAUGGAAAAGUCCCUAGGAACCCGUUCUGCUUUUUCCUAGUAAUAACCUUUCUGUAUCAGCCACCAUAUUUUCUUUUCCGCCUCGUAUUCAACCUUAGUGCAACAACGCACUUUCCAAGCUGCAUUGCGCGCACACCUGAUCCAACAUGUCAUCACACAUGGCACUCAUGGGAUGAUAGGCAGUGUCAUUUCACCCACGUAUUCCAGCACUCUAAAUAGCAUGUGGGAUUUUUUUUCAGCAGUUAUAACUUUUUGUGUCGUUCCUGUUUUGUUGUGCUGCUGCAUAUUUUUCUGGGAGGCAUCCUCUGAAAGACACUCGACGUCUGUUGAAUGGCAUUUUUCUUGCAAUAUCUUGUUUUAUUCAUUAAUUUAGCUAUUUUGUAUUUGCUCAGCUUUUGACAUUUUACCUGCCAUUUCCUACAGCGCUGCAAUCAAACAGCUGAGCCUUCGGACUUCCAUCUUGUGAUUUUUCACCCUUGAACGUUGAACGUAGAAAAAAAAACUUGCGUACAGUUGGCCGCGCACUCGCAGUGUAUGUAAUAAAAAUCAGCAGUUGGAUGACUCAAACUACCUGAAGCCCAUGCCAGCAGGAAGGGAAAGGUGACACCCUGCUUAAAAGGAGAUUUUGAUGUAAAAUUUCACUAUGGCCUCGAAAUUCUGCGUUGAAGAGCUUAGUGAACAGUUAUCGCUUGUUGAUUCACACCGGGGCUUUAUUGAGGCUUUUUGUAUUUUAAACUUGACGUUUGCACUGAUUGCAGCUCUGGAAAAUCUCCUAGUUUUUCGCGCAUUGUGGAAAUCCUCUACGAUACCUGCUACUGUAAAAAAGUUGUUCUUGAGUCUCGUUGUUUCCGAUUUUGCAGCCGGAAUUUUGGCCCAGCUGAUGUUUGGUGUCAUCAUCGCGGUAAUUUUAAAAAAGACAUCGAAUGGAGACCAGAGUAUUGCCUCCUUUUGUCCGACAAUUUUAAACCUCUGUUAUUUCUUGUUGGUUCUGCUGUGCAGUGCAUCAUUUUUGACGAUAACAGCCAUUGCAGUUGACAGGCUUCUUUCUAUUUCACUGCAUCUACGAUAUCGCGAGCUUGUGACCCCGAAACGUGUGAUUAUCGUACUGAUGGCCUUAUGGCUGACAAGUGGUACGACUGGCUCGCUUUUUAUUAUACUCCCUGAACAUAGCAACGCGGUAACUGCGAUUGUUGAAUCCAUUGGGCUAUGCCUGAACACCGUGGCGUAUAUUCGUAUCUACAGAGCUGUUAGAUAUCAUGAAAACCGGAUACAAUGUCAACUUCAGGUACAAAACUCCAAUUCUUCAAUUGAUCUACUUCGGCAAAGAAAGUCGUCUUUAAAUGCUUUGGUUGUGUAUUUAGUAUUCCUGGUUUGCUACCUUCCAUAUAUAUUCACUAUCAUUUUAUUGCUAGUACUCGAUAGUGAAGACACUUCCUUGCUGUUAGCUGAACGUGCAUCGUUGAUUCUUAUUUUCCUGAAUUCGUCAAUAAACCCUCUUGUUUAUUGCUGGCGAUAUCGUGAAAUUCGAGAUUCAGUGAAAAGCACUUUGAAGAAAUUAUUUUUGCAUGAACAAGAAUUGGACAGAAGGGAGUGAAAACUUCUGUAUCUGACCUACUUGCAGGAGUCUUCUGUGUGAUGCCUCAGUUUAUUGUGUGCGGUAUAGAGUAUGUUAUCAGUUUAAUGAUCUCAUCGCCCAUCACAAACUUAAUCAGGCCGACGUUCGAACUUGCAUUUGUUGGGCAUGGAGUUUUUGUGUCUCUCAUUAUUACUUUUUUAAUAACCGUAUAUCGUUUGAUUUGACGUUAAGCCUAUACCCCAAAUAAAUAGCUGAAAAGCAUUACAUCUGAGAAUUGUGCUAAUGAAGUCCUAACGCAGUUCAUGCAUUAUGCUAAAUCUCACAAGUCCUGACAAAAUAUAUAUGCAGCUGUAUUUUGAACCCACGCAACUAAUUGCACUAACCUUCCAAUACAAUAACAUGAAAAAAAUGAAAUAAAAUAAAAUAAAAAAAGAAAGAAACGAAUUACUGCGCUUUUCACAAACAUGCGAACUCCAAAGUUCAAGAGCCGCCUUCACAAUCGCGUUUUUCGCUGCCGUCAACCAUAAUUACGAUCACAAAAUCAUUCGUUCAUUUUAUUUUCCAUAUAUACAAAAUUUUACAACGCAAGAUGGAAAUAAUAUGAGAUUAAAGAAAAAGUAAAUUUGAGCAAAUAGGUCAUUUAGAAUAAUCCUUGAAUAGGGAGAAGCACAUCGGAAAAUGCUUAGUUAUCAUUACGUGCGCCUACUGUAUAAUGCUUCUAGAACCAAUUUUGAGAAUCAUGUUUAUCAGAGGUAACUGUUUGCUUAACUACCAAAUAAAGUAGCCAUAAUAUUCCCAAUAUUUAUACUUUUUAUUUACGGUUAUGACGAUACAAGCCGGCGAAUAAUAUAUUCUCAAUAGCAAACAAUGACAUAGAUAAGAAGUCAAUGAAACGUUUUAUAGCAUAAACAAAUUCUGUAUCUGCCCGCUAGCUUUCGGCGACGCUGGCUUCAAAAAGGGCAUCGGGGGCUUGGCGUCUAGUGCUGGCAAACAGCUCAGGGUCAGACCU